Messenger RNA from Phyllostomus discolor (pale spear-nosed bat), 1595 nucleotides. RefSeq names its product sperm acrosome associated 1 (gene SPACA1). Gene Ontology annotation, biological process: acrosome assembly. The record is from RefSeq and is a predicted model, not a curated record. Gene Ontology annotation, cellular component: acrosomal membrane. The transcript is spliced from 7 exons. NCBI's taxonomy places the organism in Eukaryota, Metazoa, Chordata, Mammalia, Chiroptera, Phyllostomidae. Bases 124 to 1077 code for a protein of 317 amino acids.
UGCCGGGGUGCGGCAAGGGUGGGGGGAGGGGGUUCGGAGACCCGCGGCUCCUUUCUUCGACGCACUUCUAGUCGAGAGCGGGCAGCUGCUACUGAGCCUUGGGCGGCCGUGGGGCCGAAAACCAUGAGGCCCGGGGGCGCGGGCAGCUCCGCGAGACUGCUGCUUGCUGUUGGCUGGCUGUUCCUGGCGGGCAUCCAGUCCGCAUGCGGGACCAAUGUCACCUCCGUCCAGGAUCCCGGUUUGGCCCGCACAGAAGGCGAAGGCGAAGGCGAGGGCGAAGGCGAGGGCGAAAGCGAGGGCGACAACCUAUACGAGAACGAGAGCGAGGCCGAGGAGGAGACCGUGACUGACCUCGGCGAGCCUGAGCACAUCCACCCGCCUGAGACCGAGGAGGAUGUUUCAAAUGUGAAAGUAGUCAAAGAAGUAGAAUAUGGGAUGUGCACCGUUACAUGUGGUGUUGGUAUUAGAGAAGUUAUAUUAACAAAUGGAUGCCCUGGAGGUGAAUCUAAGUGUGUUGUACGGGUGGAAGAAUGCCGUGGACCAGUAGACUGUGGCUGGGGUAAACCACUAUCAGAAAGUCUUGAUAGUGUCAGACUGGCAUGUGUUCAUACAACUCCUGCAAAUCGUUUCAAAUAUGUUUGGAAGCUUCUAAGGCCAGAGCAGCAACCCAUUAUACUUGUAAAUGAUUCAGCAAUCCUGGAAGUACACAGGCAAAUUCAUCCCUUGGCUUUUGAGUGUGAUACCUUGGAUAAUAAUGAAAUAGUAGCAUCUAUUAAAUUCACAGUCUAUACAUCAAAUGAGCUGCAGAUGAAAAGAUCAAGACGACCAGACACUGAUGCAGUCCUGGUUUUUGUGCUGACUAUAGGAGUUGUUAUGUGCAUAUUUGUGAUCUUUGUACUGAUCUUCAUAAUUAUAAACUGGGCAGCAGUAAAGUCUUUCUGGGGAGCAAAAGCCUCAGCAACUAGGAUACCUUCUGAGAGGACUUCAUUGAAACGUAAAGAUUCAGCUUCUCUGGACCGAUCACCAGCAGAAACAACUGGACAUGACGAUGAUGCUUUAAGUGAAUGGAAUGAAUGAUGUAUAUAACAAAGCAAAGGAAAGUAGGGCAUACCAGAUUCAUUAUUAUAAAAAUAAAAUAUAUAGUGAAAUACUUUAAUCAUAUUGCAAGUGAUUUACCAGCCUGAAGGUAAUAUAGUAUGAGAAGGAGCUGUUUUAAUCAGUACAUCUUUGUAGUAGACUUCCAAAACUCUUUUAAAUUUAUUCUCUAAGUUUCACAAUUCAGGUAAUCAUUGGUAACAUUUAUGUAGAGGUGCAAACACACAAAGUCUUCCAAACACAUUUUUGGUCACUGUGAUUACUUCUAAGGUGAUUUGCCUGUUCUGUUUCCCCAAAAUAAAAAUAUAAUAUAGAAGAAACCUUGCAUAGUAGACUUUCUCCCUCCUUGGGGCACUGGAUUGUACUUGCUAAAGCCAACCAUACUUUAGAGUCUCUGCAAUCACGACACAUUAAGCAUCACAUGUAACACAUGAAAUAAUAACAAUAAUAACAAUGAUAACAAGAUUUAGUGACUACUACGUGCCAAGCUUUUCUCAAAG